GCCAGGAAAGAAUGAGCUCUUCAUAACCUGCUGUUCAUAAUUAAAGGAAAAAAAACAAGCUUCUUUACUUACUUUGUUAUUUCUUUUUAAAAAUAAAUGUUAGUGACAUUCUCAUGGCAAUGGAGUGAAGAAAAGGGCAGUAACUAUGAUGAAGACCUGGAUUUCCACAGAUCAGUUAAGCCUUGAGGUGUUAUGAAUACUUACAGCGCAACCCCUUCUUGGAAUCAUGGCCUAGCAGUGUCGUGUCUGAAAGCGUAACUAAAAAGCUUCAUCUUGUCUUGUAAAAGCUACAGUCCUGCUUAAGACUUUCAGGAAAGGUAUCAUGGACAGACUGGAUGUACUAGGGGAAAAUGAAGCUUUGCAACAGUUCUUUGAAGGUCAGGAUGUGCACAGAGCUUUGGACAACCCAAUGGUGGACACAAGCAUGUUGGAACAAUAUAUCAGCAGUGAUUUUGCUUUUGGACCCCUGUUACCUGAUUCACCACCUGAUUCUGGAUCAGAGCCAUGUUCACCACCGCAAAUCAGUGGUUUGAUGCAUUCAUCUUGCUGGUCAAAUGGAUUUCACCCCACAUCUUCUACACCUUCAGGAUCCUGCAGAUACAUUGAAAGGUCCAUCGAUACCAGCCCUGGAAGCCACUCCCUUGGUGCUUCUCCAGACACCUGCAUGAAAGCAAAUAACCUUGAAACACCUUGGAAUGGUUCUACUCUGCCAAACUGUACAGGUUACAACUAUCCCUUUACUCAACAACCACUGUCCCAAACUAUCAGUGGUGCGGUUUCACCAAAUAAAAAAAGAAAGCAUUCGCAUUUGGAUGACAAAGACAAGUGGUCACCAUGGAGCAUGGACACUCAGCAAUCACUUUCAUCCAGUUGCAUUAUUGAUGUGAAUGGUUAUGAAAGCGAUGGCCAGACAGUCUCCUCAACAGACAAAUGUUAUCAGUCACUGACAUGGAAGCCAUACCAAACAGGAAACUGGUGUAACUUGUGCAAUGCGAACGCAGAAAAGCUUCCUGCAGUGGGAUACCAAGUAAUCACAGACAAAGGAUUUAAUUUCUCAACAGUAGAUGAGGCAUAUGUCUGCCAGAAGAAGAACCAUUUCCAGGUCACUGUCCACAUGAGAGUACUUGGAAGCCCUAUAUAUGUCAAGACACAGCUGGGUCUGAAUGCAAUUGAAAGCUUUAACCUAAAAGUCUUUGGUGUUAAAGUAGAAGCUACAAACCAGAUGAUCACAAUUGAACAGUCCCAAUCUGAUCGCAGCAAGCGACCCUUUAAUCCUGUUACGAUAAAUUUACCAUCAGACCAAAUCACCAAAGUAACAUUAGGAAGGUUACAUUUCAGUGAAACCACUGCUAAUAACAUGAGGAAAAAGGGAAAACCAAACCCCGACCAACGGUAUUUCAUGUUGGUAGUUGGUCUGUAUGCUGUUUGUCAAGAGGAUUCAUAUUUAGUUGUUGCUCAUGUCUCAGAAAGAAUCAUUGUAAGGGCAUCCAACCCUGGGCAAUUUGAGAAUGAUAAUGAUGUCCUGUGGCAGCGCGGGCAUGUCCCAGAGACAGUAGUCUCUCAUGGGCGAGUUGGAAUUAACACUGACACACCAGAUGAAGCACUGGUUGUAUGUGGCAACAUGAAAGUGAUGGGGACGGUCAUGCAUCCUUCUGACAGUCGAGCAAAAAGGAAUAUCCAAGAGGCUGACACACUGGAGCAGCUAAGAAGAAUAGCCCAGAUGAGGCUUGUUGAGUAUGACUACAAGCCUGAAUUUGCAAAAGCUAUGGGAAUAGAUUCCACCCAUGAAACAGGUGUUAUUGCACAGGAAGUGAGAAAUGUUUUGCCACAAGCCGUCAAAGAAGCUGGCAAUGUUACAUGUGAUAAUGGAGAGACAAUUGAAAAUUUCUUGAUGGUCAAUAAGGAUCAAAUUUUUAUGGAGAAUGUAGGUGCAGUGAAACAGCUCUGCAAGCUUACCAAUAACCUUGAGAUAAGGAUUGAAGAGUUAGAGCUGUGGAACCAGAAGCUUGCCAAGCUCAAAAGGAUAAGUAGCCUAAAGUCAGCAACAAGUGAAAAACCUCAGGCCAAAUCACCACCAAGAUCUCCAUCACGGGGCCUUAGCAGAUUAAGUCACGUUCCACUUCAAAGGAAGCCAGUUCCAGUUAAAGUUAAAAAGAGCUCAACAAAACAAGAACAAUGCUCAAAAAGGAUUUUCCAUGCUUUAGUAAUAUCCCUCAUCACUCUUAUGACACUAUGUGCCUUGACCAUUUCUACACUAUAUAUUCUUUAUGUCCAAGAGGAAGCCAUUGAACGAGAACCAUUACCAUCAAAUAAUGUUACAGGUGUUGCAAGCACAUAUGAUGCCACCUCUCUUCACACAACUCACAUGCAUGGGUUAAGUGAAAGUACAGUUACCACAGCAAAAACAACCCAACCUGUAGGAGGAGGUGGAAGAGAAAUCAGUUUUUGUGAUAUUUUGCCAUGUGAGGAAGAACAUUGCUGUUCACUUCAACAACCAACAUUAAGAAAUAUAUUUUAUGAAGAAACAAAGACUUUUAAAAAAAGAAGUCUCAAAAGAAACAUAAGCAAGAUGAGAUGGCCAGAUAAACCUCCAUUUUCAAGUGAUUGGAUUGAUACAUCGAUCAGUUCCAUACAGAUUCUGGAGAAUCAGCAAAUAAUAGACCGUCACUAUUGCAGUAAAGGCUUGCAUUGUGGGAAUGGAAACUACAGCUAUGUUAUACCAGUGAGCAAGUAUACACCAAUCAACAUGCGGAUGACUUUGGAAAUCAACACAACGGAGCCAUUAAUUGUCUACCAAUGUAAAAUUACACUUGGUAAUAUCUGUAAUCGGGCCACACACUUAAGGAACAAGAGGGACGAUUCUUUAGAGUCAACUCAGGGCCUCCAGCACCACUGGAUUCUACCUGUAGCUCGCCUGUAUGACAGUGCAUUUCAUUUCCGUGUGGCUACUCCAGAUUUUGCAAAUUGUUCAACAGAUCCAAAUUUUGCCGGAAUGCUCUUCACAGACUAUUAUUUUUACUUUUAUAGAAAGUGCAACUAGAGCAUUGUGGUCUUUUCUGUUCAUUGGUAUCCACAAUCUGUACUUAUUACAGAGAAAGACUAUAGUAGUCUGUAGGUCCAUCCCCACAGCAGGGAACUUUACAGAUGAUCCAUCCAGAAAUUCAGCUGGACUUGUCAGGCUUAUUAUUUACUUUUUAACUCACUUGUGCUCAUGUGUCUUGGAAAGUACAUUGUUUGGCGGUCACAGCUGGAGUUUAAAUACACCUAGAUGGUAGUUUUGUUUGGGUUCCAUAAAAAGUUAAUAAUGUUAAUGUUUUACAGUAGAACCCAGAUUUUACUUCCCUGCAUUUUACAGUUUAAUGCAAUUGAUCCCCUUUUUCACAGUCCCAUACAGACAAGCUGCAUUUGUUUUCCUCGAUUUUACAUUUUCCCAGAAUUUACACUGCCCCUGAAAAACAUAAAAUCAGGGUUCUACUGUAUGUCAUUUUUACUAAUGUUACAUUUGUUUUCCAGUUAACUGGCACACAAAACGAAUUACAGUUAAAUUGAAUGGAUGAAUGUAUAUAUUAAAUUUGUAUGAUUUUCUAAAUUGUGAUAUACCCUAAUCAUUUUGUAUUACUUCCAAGAUAUAGUCAGUUUUAGAGCUGGUUGAAUACUUCAUUAUAUUUAAGUUUGUAUAAAAAAAAAAAAAAAGAGUAUACAAAAAGUCGCUAAGUUACAACUCCAUUUACAUAUAAACUAACUUAAUAUAUGUAGUCCAAUGAGGAUUACUUUUACAAAAUUAAGUACCUAGGUGUCAGUGAGGAAUAUACAUAUUGGUAAAAAAUGACUGCACUCUCAGGAUUUAAAGAACAACCAAAAAAAAUACAUUGUAUUUAUGUAUAAUUUACUACAGUGAGCAGUUAAUGAUGAAAUUAGCCCUAUUUUUACCCACAAUGCAACUUCACCCCCCCCCCUACAAUUCCAAUGUAAUUGCUGCCGCAAGGGGAAGUUCUAUCCAACAACAUUGCAGCUGAUGCGAGGUGUGAUUGCAUCAUUCCUGGUCUGUGCCAAUAUGACGCCUGCACAUAUUUGUUUAGGUAGAAGUAUGCUGCGUCUAAUCUGCUUUGCCAGCAUCACUAGUGACUGAGAUAUUGGACUAAUCCAAUACAUUUCUUUAUUUCUUUCUGUUGUGCAAAUCCUGAGAGUGUUUUUAUAUAUAAUCCAUGUUUUUUGUUUUUUUCUGAGCUAAACAGGGCAAACAGGGAAAGUAAAGCUACUCCAUUAUAUUACCACUAUACAACCCAUCCCUUCCCCCUUAAUACUGUUUGUUAUCUUUGCAUUGGUAAUCUAAUUAUCUACCUAGCUCAAGAAAUAACAAAAACUAUAGAUAUUUUGUGAUUAAAACAAUAGGCAGAAAGUUUGUUGGCGGCCCGCCCCGUGUUCAUUUGCUGACACUCAUUUGUUCAUAGGGCACGAAUGAAUGAGUGUGCAAGCAAGUGCAGUCACAAGGACCUGGCUACCCUUAGUUCCUGCCCUGACAAGACCUACUCAUGUUGAAAAUGCAGUUAAAUUGGUGCCAAAGCCUCAAAAAGUGUGUUAAAAUAUACAUAUUAUCUGAGAAUGAAGGUACUGAUCAUGUUUCUGACAGAGGCAGCCUGCACAUAACCAGUCAUUUCCUGACAGUAGUGCCUAUACAUAAGGUGUGUUCCAGAAUGAUGGGUGGCUGGUACACAGAUAUUCGCAGACAUUUGUUUGUCACAGUGGGGCAAUGGAUAUGUAUCUUGGAGUCUCAUAAACCAUGUCAAUCAGUCUUAAUUUAUGGCUUUAGUUGUUAAUGAACACAACAAAUAUGCUUUUUUCACAUUCCUGAAAUCUCUACCAUAAAAAUACUUAAAGGCGAUGCUCUGUCUAAGUUCACUUGUGGCCAUUCUCCUCUCCAAUACAAGACAUACUUCUUUAAAAAAAAAUGUAUAAUAAACAUAAUACAGAAAGUAAA
Molecule: messenger RNA, 4978 nt
Organism: Xenopus tropicalis (tropical clawed frog)
Lineage: Eukaryota; Metazoa; Chordata; Amphibia; Anura; Pipidae
Gene: myrfl
Product: myelin regulatory factor like
Exons: 25
Coding region: 323-3040 (905 amino acids)
Biological process (GO): regulation of DNA-templated transcription; protein autoprocessing
Cellular component (GO): membrane; cytoplasm; nucleus
Molecular function (GO): DNA-binding transcription factor activity; DNA binding
Source: RefSeq, a predicted model, not a curated record